Molecule: messenger RNA, 15777 nt
Organism: Aquila chrysaetos chrysaetos
Lineage: Eukaryota; Metazoa; Chordata; Aves; Accipitriformes; Accipitridae
Exons: 7
Coding region: 5523-12992 (2489 amino acids)
Molecular function (GO): protein binding
Source: RefSeq, a predicted model, not a curated record
CUCUCUGGUUUGGGCUCACCCCUCAGCUGUGGUUGAGCCUCUGUGUCCUGCUGCAUGUCUCAGGCCUGGGGGUGUCUCCCCGUGCUGGACCACUGAUGGGACCCCCUCCCCUGGCCCUUAGCCCAGCCCUCCGCCCUCCUCCUCCGCUUCAGCAGAGCAGAGUUUGGCCCCAUGCCCUGGGCCAGCUGGUCUCUGCGAGCACCGGGGGCCACCAUGGGGGUUUCUCAGAGCGUGGCGGGCGCCCUGCAGCAGUGCAAAAUAACUGGGGGGGGGGGUCCCAGCCCUGUGCCGUGGGGAGCGGCAGGACCUGGGGAUGUCCCAUCCCUCCCAGGGGUGCCAAUUCGGCUGGGAGGUGGAGGUGUGCGGGGAGCAGGGGCUGAGGCGAGAGCUUGAGGGGAGCUGGGGCUGCUGGGCUGUGGAGCUGCGUGGCGUGGGUGAGCGUGCUCAGCUGUUUGGCAGAUGAACAAUGCGCUCUCCCAGCCAAGCCCACAAGCUGCUAAUUUUAGCGAUUACAUGAAUUUUUCCAAGCAGUCUCGAGUCCCUUGAUGAUUCAGAGCCACUCAGCUUUGCUGCACCCGCCACCCUGGCCGUGGGGAUGCACUGGAGGUGUGCCAGCAUGGACAGACCCGGGACUGUCCCGCUGUCUGGGAGCGAGGCAGACCUCCCCAAAACUAGGUGAUGCUGCUGUUCUGGGGCUCCUGGAACCUCCCCGGUCGGUGGCGUUUCGGGGCUCAGCUCGGCAUGGGGGAGCACCAGGGCUAGUGCCAGAGGUCGCAGGACAGAUGGGAGCCAUGGUGGGGCUGGGAACCCAGACUGGGUUAAAUGCAAGUGGCUCUGAGAGUGUGGCCAAGGGUUGCGGGCUGCUGGCCUCCGAGAGCCACAGGCAGGGUUAUGUCAAAGCACAAGGGGUAACGCUAGCAGGGACCACUUGCCCGCAGGACCCCUGGCCCUCCUGCAGGCUCAGCAGCAUGCGGACAAAUGCCUGCAGAAGGUGCUGGGGGCUGUUGGGUGCAAAGGCACCUUCAGCCCAGGCUGCGACUGCCAGCAGCGGCUGGGCUGUGGGGCGGCACCGUGCGCUCUUGCUUUUCCCUGUGCAGUGGCGUUUGGCCACUGCCUUUGGUGAGGAAUCGGAAAACUGCGUUUGUGCAGGUGAGGAGGGCUGGGGGCUCUGGGGGAAGGAGCCGCGCCCCCAGCCAGCCCAGCUGUGACCACAGGUUUCACUGCCAGUCUCGUCUCACAGGGGCACAGGGCCUGGCAGGUGCCCACCCUUGGCCUCCGUCAUCCCCUUAGAGGUGUACGGACGUGGCAGUGACUCCGUGCUGUCCUGAGCCUGGUCCGGGGGGGUUCAGCCUUUCUCUGGCUGAUGUGGCUGGAGGUGAGGAAGGUCCCCAGGACACUGCUGGACCCUGGGACUUCCCUGCGGCGCGAGGCUUGCUCCACUCCAUCCAGCGCCGUGUGAGCUCCCAGCUAUGCGGAGCAGCCUGCCUCUGCAAAACGCUUAUCUCACCCUCAAUCACAUCCCUGUGCGGUCUCGGGGAGCUGCCUCUCCCCUCCAGAUGUGCGGAGUGUGUCCGUGCUGCUGUCCGAAGCUCUCACACCCUCUCUCUCCCUUGCGUGUAGCCUGGGGCAAGCUCCUGUGCGCUCACCUCAGGGAGCAGCUCCCUCUCCGCUGCGGGUGCGGUGCACGGGUUUGUGCCAUUACUCAGCCUUACUUUAUUUUUAGGGAUGUCUUGAAAACAGACCCGUCCUUCCCAGCCAAGAGCUGGAGCCAGGUUCCCGAGGCCUGGGUAGAGGCAGCUGGGUUUUUAGCAGAGCUGUUACCUGGGCUCCUCUGAAACUUUGGGCGUUCUGUGUGGCCGUAGGGACCAUAACCUGAUCACCCCCCUCCUGGGGGCAGGGGGUUUGAGGGUACCCACCACUGCACCCCUAUCCCCCCCCCCGGGGCAGCGCUGCUUGGAAGGAGCUGAGUCCGACAUUCCUCUGUCAGACUGGGAUUGGGGUGGUGGUUUUUCGGAAGUGCUGGGGUUUAAUUUCUGUGUUGCCUUGCUGAAAAGCUGUGUGCUUCUGGGAUGAGUCAGAGCAGGCAGGAACCCAGCAGCGCUGGUGCUGGCGGUGGGCAGACAGAGCUGGCGAUAAGGGUGCGAUAAGGCCACGAGAGCCCUACUUUCGUGCCAGGGCUGCAGGGAGUGGGCAGCUCUCGAGCCUGCUGCCUGACCUCCAGCUGCACUGCUGUCAAGGAAGCAGGGAGGUUAUUUUGGGAACCACGGCACUGGGAAAAUCUGCUAUGUCAACAGAGCGUGAGCUAAAGCACUUGCGGGUGGUAUUUUCAAAACGCCCCUUCUCUGUGCCCAAAUGCCUGGGCUUUGCCCCAGGCCCAGGCAGGGGAGUGUGGCUGGGGGAUAGCCCCAGCCUCGGUGCUCGCUCCCUGGCCAGGGAGGGGUCCGUGGCCAUCCGGCAUGUCCCGUGGCAGCCGGGCCCCCCAUGCAAUCUGACACUGGUGGCAGUUGCCUCCAGCUGAGGUCCCACUCCCUAUUCCUCUUCCCACGAUCCCUGUCGUCUUCCUCCGAGUCUGGCGGGAAGCUCCCCCCUCCAUCCCUGCAGUUUGCUGUUUAUCCUGGUCUGGUUCCCUCUUUGAACAGGGUCCCCGUCCCCUACAGUGCCCUGCGCCCUCCCACCCAUCGCGGCAUGGUGCGACACGCUGGGGCAUGGGGACGGAGGCAGCCUUCCUCCCCUGCCUCUGGCAGCAGCCCUGUGCUGUUCCCAUCUUGAGCAACUCGUUAGCACCAGCUGGGACCUGAGCAGGGGCUGCUGUGGCCAGCGGAAACAUGGGUGGGCUGAGACGGGAUUAGAUGUGGUCAGGGAAAUUCCAGCUGCCCUGUGGUUAGCACGGGGCUGCUCUGGAUCCGGGAAGCCCAAAGAGGCCACUCAUGCUGGCUCCCUUAAGCUGCUUCCUCCUGAAUAUCCGUUCCCAGCGGCUGCUGGACUGGGGCUGGCCGGGAGAGGUAGGUGAGGGGGGGACCUGGGGCACCCCCGUGCACCCACGUGGGCUGGAGGGGACAGGGGAGGGGUGGCAGCAGGCACCCCUGAACAAGUGGAUGGGACGGGCUUGUACCCUGCUUCCCAAACGCCCCUGGGUGCUGGGCACCAUCACCCAUCAUGUGUCAGGGCUGCUGAGGAUGAAGAGCAGCGUACGGGCUGCGGCACAGCCGUGGCAGCCCCUGGGAGAUGGCAGUAUGUGCCGCUUUGGGGUUGCAAGUCUGCCUGCAAUUGGUGCCCAGGGGGGUUCUCAGUGCCUGCAGGCACAGCAGUGCUGGUGGGAGGCAGCUGAACCAGCCUGGCCUCCGGCUGGCCCCGGCAAUGCUGCUGGUCCCUGCUCGGUGCCCGCUCCCUGGCUGGGCUGGGCGAGAUGCUUGCAGGGCAGAGCGGGUGCUUGUGGGCUCCCGGCCUGUCUGCAUCUGCGGCUGGAGGGAGCGAAUGAGAGCUGUGACCCCCAGGCAGGGUCGGCGUGCUGGGGGGCUGCCUGUGCUGCCGACCCUGGGCUGGGGCACGGCCGGAGGCCCUGACGCUUGCAGAAGCUGUAGCUGGGGCGGCAAGUGCUGUGCAUGUGCCGAGGCGAUGCCAUGGAGCAGCCCCGGCGUGAAUGUGUGCCAGCGAAGGGCAGGAUCGUACCCAGGGGCCUGGCUUUGCCUCACCUGCCCCCAUGGGUCGGGGUACCUAGCUGCAUCCCGCUCCACUGGGUACCGGGGGGGCUCACAGGGCCGAGCUGCUACCAGGGCACUGGCUGACAUGAGCAGCAUGUUCAUGGGACCAUCUGCUUGUCUUCAAACAAGAACACUGAGGUUCAGGAGAGGGAAACCCAAAACUCCAUCCUUGAGAUGCUUGCUCUGUUUGCCGAGGAAAUAGGAGUUGGAAGCAGCUCUGCUCCAGCGCUUUCCCUAACCCCGUCGCUGCCCCUGUGCUGAUUCAUUGAUUUGGACGGGUUAUAUACUGGGAGGGGAAGCAUGAACCACACUCGGCUCUCUUGCCAGCACAGAGCUGUGCUCGCUCGGCGCUCGUGGCUGCAGGACACUCUGGUAAGUCUUCUCUGCGCUACCGACCCUGUGAGCGGCCCUGGGCCUGGGGGACUCCGGGGGCAGCUCCGAGGGGUGGUGGUGUGGCAGCAGGAUCUGCACGUUCAGCAUCUUUUGAUUUGAUGGAGAUGUUUGUCUUGCGAGGAUUCUCCGAAAAAGCGAGACCACUUGGGCAUUGUGGGAGCUGAAAUAGUUACAUAGGCAACAUAUCUUAAAUAAUAACCAAGAGAAAAUUAAGGGGGGCAAAGUAACAUUUAGGGGGGCUGAGGUUAGGAGCCCUGGGAUGCUGAGGGGUUGAGCGGUAGGGAAUAUUCAGCCCCUUGGUCUGUAAGCUUUUUGUCCCUAGAAGAAAAGAGGAGAUAAAUUGUUUUCAGCUGCCUUUUCUGAAGGGCGCUCCAGCGUGGAUGCUCUCUGAGCUGCCUUCCCAGGGAGUGACAUGAGCAGGGCUUUUGAUGUGCAGAGCGUUUGGGGAAGUUCAUAAAUGGCUUGUUAUAAACAAAGCUGUUCUUGGAUGCAGAUUGUUUCCAUAUGGGAAACAUAAACUGUGCUGGCUUGUGGAGGGUUCCUCCCUCCCUGCCGGAGAGCAAGCGUGUUCCCUGGAGGGAGCCUGGGGCAGAGGGCAGGGGCUGUGCCCCAGCACCCCGGGGUGCUGUGCCAGCCGGGGCAGCGUGCCCGGACCCCUGCGCUGCCAGACUUGCCCGUCUGGCUGAGCCGUCCUCGGGGCGGUGGGAGCGGCAGGUUUUCUCCCUCCCUUGUGCCACACGAAGUUGUUAGCGGGGAGCUGCUCCAUGCCAGCCUGGCACAAGGCUGCUGCUUUAAUCUAGGGAGGGAGGAAGCUCCCAGGCCGGAGGAGGGAGGAGAGGGUGUCCAUGGUGGCCGUGCUUGUGGGGUGAUGGAGGACCUUGCUGCAAAGCUCUCGUUCCCCCCCAAGCUCCAGGGCUCCCCUGGGACCAGCCUGCAUACAGGUGCCCACGCUGGACACCCCGCUCUCACAGCCAAAACCAGCCAGGGCCGAGACCUUCUGCUGGGGAUGGGGUGCAGACAGGCCACCCCCGUACCCAGUCUGGGCUGGGGAGCUGGCAGCGGGUCCUGUUGACCCAGGUUCCUGCAGGAUCAGAGCUAAAGCACACCCAGGCAGUGGGUGCCAGCGCUGCUCUUGGCUCCGUGACAGGAGCUUAGAGCUGCUCGCCACUGGGCAGAGCCAGGCGGGUGCUUGGGGUACUGGGCGGGGGGGGCACCUUUCUUCCUGCCUCCACCCGGCAUCCCCGGGACCCGCUCGGCUGUGGGUGCCACAGGCCAGCUCCGGUGCAGGUCUCAGCUCUUCAGUGGUGCCAGGAGGCCAGCGCUGCUGGUCGCAGCUCGCCACGCUCGCUGCAAAACAGGAAACCACGCUCCUGGCCGCUGGAGGAGCCAAGCGAGGGGGACGCCAGGGAUGCCACUAAUAGCUGUGGUAUGGCAGCCAGGCGCCACGGCCCCCGUCUCUGUCCUGCUCUGCGCUCCUGCCUGGGCUGUGCCCAGCCCUGCCUGCUCCCAGCCUUCCUCGCCCGUCCUCCUCUGCCUCGCUGCUGUGCUGGGGGCAGGAUGGCCGCUGCCUCGGCGGCCUUUUCCAGGGAGAAAGCAGCACCCAUCCCUGGCAGCGGCCCUGGGAGCUGGGAAAUCGCAGGGGCUGAGCCCGCCUCCUUUGUUUUUACUGCAGGCUCAAUGGAGCGGGGAGGCUGGCAGCGGUGGCUGCUGCUGCUGGUGGGCAUCCAGCUGGCCAGUGGCCAGUGCCCAGAGCAAUGCCAGUGCGUCCGCACCGCCCAGGUGGAGUGCUCCGGCGCUGGCAUCACCGCGGUCCCCAGCCCCAUCCCUGCAAACGCUAUGACCCUCCAGAUCAUUAACACGCGCAUCGCCGAGCUGGGUGACGCGUCCUUCGGCAACGCCUCCCUGCUGAUCGGGCUGCGCAUCGAGAAGAACAACCUGUCGCGCAUCAGCCCUGGGGCCUUCCAGCACCUGCCUGACCUGCGCUACCUCAGCCUGGCCAGCAACAAGCUGCAGGAGCUCCCCGUGCAGGUCUUCGAGCCCCUGGGCAAGCUGGAGUCUCUGCUCCUCUCCAGCAACCAGAUCCUCCAGGUCGAGCCUUCCCACUUCGCCCACCUGAGCAACCUCAAGGAGCUGCAGCUGCACGGGAACAACCUGCAGGAGCUGAAGGAGGGGGUGUUCGACCAGCUCACCAGCCUCACCAAGCUCAACCUGGCCAGGAACAACAUUGACCGCCUGCCGCCCCGGGCCUUUGAGCGGCUGGCGCGGCUGCAGGUGCUGCGGCUCUACGAGAACCGGCUCCGGCAGAUCCCGGCAGGCGCCUUUGACGGGCUGCCGGAGCUUCAGGAGCUGGGGCUGCACCAGAACCAGCUGGAGAUGCUGUCCCCGGAGCUCUUUGUGCACAACGGGAACCUGCAGAAGCUCUACCUGUCCAACAACCUCCUCGCCACCCUGCCGAGCGGCAUCUUCUUGCCCCUGCGUGCCCUUGCCAAGAUCACCCUGCACGUCAACCGCCUGCGGGACAUCUCCCCCGCUGCCUUCGGGCCCAUGCCGGACCUGCGGGAGCUGUGGCUCUACGAGAACGAGCUUUCCACCCUCCCUGCCGCCGUCUUCAGCAACCUCACCCAGCUGCAGCUCCUGGUCCUCAGCAAGAACCGGCUGCGCUCCGUGGCGCCGGGGGCUUUCCGGGGCUUGGGGGAGGUGCUGGAGCUGUCGCUGCACUCCAACGCCCUGCGCCGCCUGGACGCCCGGGCGCUGGAGGGGAUGCCCAAGCUGCAGAACAUCUCCCUGCACCACAACCAGCUGCAGGCGCUGCCGCGGGGUCUCUUCGGGGCCACCCCGGGGCUGCAGCACCUGCAGCUGCACUCCAAUGCCCUGGAGUACCUGCCCGCCGGCAUCUUCUCUCCCCUGGCCACCCUGCGAGAGGUGAGGCUGCACAACAACUCCUGGCGCUGUGACGAGGGCAUCCUGCCCCUGCGGGGCUGGCUGGAGGACAACCCCCACAAGGUGGGCGAGACACCCCCCCUCUGUGCCCAGCCCCCCACCCUGCGGGGCACCCCCAUUGCCAGGCUGCCGCGGGACCAGCUCCUCGCCCCCCAGUCCCCCACUGCCUCCCCCCAUCCCAGCACCCCGCUCCCCGCUCGCCCCUCCGAGGUGGCGUUGCCGGAGGGUGCCUGGACGGAGCCCCCCACGGGGCUGCCGGUCUCCCCACGGCAGGAGGAGAAGGAGGAGGAGGAAGAGGAGAGGGGCCGGUGGGGGCUGACACGCAUGCAGAGCGGGGUGGUGGUGGCGGUCAUUGUGCUGGUGUGCGUGGCCCUGCUCGCCGCUCUGGUGGCACUGGUGGUCUACGGCUGUAGGAAGAAGAGCCACGUCGUGCUCAUGAGGAUGAAGGCGCCCAAUGAACUCCCCCGCGUCCGGGCGCGUAUCCCCGCGGGGCUGGGCCGCCCGGGCCUCACGCUGCUGCUAGCGUGGCACACCCCGAGUGACUCGGCCGUGUCCAAGCCGCCCUCCCUGCCCGCGGGCACGUUGCUUGCAGAGAAAGAAGUACUUGAUGCGCAAUUAGAAAUACAACCGGUGGAGCCCGCUCCUUUUGUCACUGAGCACAGAGCAGCCCUGCAGCGCUGUCCCCACCACCCAGUGUGCGCAGCACAUCCCCGUGCUUCACAUGCUCCCCCAGCCCAGAGCCUGGCUUUGUGCCCAUGGAGAUAUCUCGCGAGGCCACAGGUUCCCCCAAGACCCCCGCGGGAGCACACGGGUCCCACCUCGGCCGCUGCUCUGCAGGACGUGGGGACCUUUCAUGAGGGUGGCACCACCCUGGUUGUCACAGGGCAGGCUGGAGUGGGGCUGGGGUGCAGGAAAAGAGCCCCGGCCCACCGUACGGGGCAGGCGAGGAGACUUUUGGGAGGGAAGUGCUCCUUGUUCCCGCAAGGGGAGUGCUGGGGUGGUGCGGGCAGCCGUGGCUGGAGAGACACCCCAUGGCCAGGGCAGCUGCCCACGCCGGCAGUGCCCCAGAGGUUGCUCCCGCUGCCUUUCUGGCUGCAGAAGCUGCUUUCCCAGCAGUGCCUACCUGCGGGUGCAGAUUUCUGCCUCACCAAGGCAGAGGAUGAGGCUCGACUCCUUCUCCAGUGCAGGCUGCUGGUCUACACGCUGCUGGGGCUGGGGUCCCUGCUGGUGGGGGGGCUGCGCCUGCCCUGCCCCCCCGCCUGCCAGUGUUAUGACACCUCCAAAGUCUUCUGCUCAGAGGAGAGGAUGCGGGAGAUCCCGGCGGGCCUGCCAGGGAACGCCACCCAGAUCUUCUUCGUGGAGACAGCCCUGAGCAGCAUCCGCAGAGGGGCCCUGGGCUCCAGCACCACCCUCACCAAGCUGGUCUUCCUCAACAACAACAUCCAGGAGCUGGAGGCCAGCGCCUUUCAGGGGCUUCCCAGCCUCACGGAGCUGGAGGUGUCGGGCAACCCCUUGCCGGCAGUCAGCCCGGAGGUGCUGGUGGGGCUGCCCAGCCUCAGCAAGCUCUCCCUGGGCGCCAACGCCAUCCGCUCCCUGCAGCCGGGGCUCUUCGCCACUGCUUGUCGCCUGCAGGACCUGCGCUUGCCAGGGAACAAGAUUGAGGUUCUGCCCGCCGACAUCUUCCGCCCGCUCCGACGUCUCCAGACCCUGGACCUCUCGCAGAAUGCCCUGGCUGAGCUGCCGGCUGGGCUGCUGACGCCACUCGUCGCCCUCCGCCUCCUCAAGCUCAGUGACAACCUGCUGACACGGGUGCCCUCCGGCGCUUUCGGGGCACUGGGCCGGCUGGCCGAGCUCCACCUGGAUGGUAACUGGCUGGAGGAGCUGCCGGCCAGCGCCUUUGCUGGGCUGGGGGGGCUGCGGCGGCUGCAGCUGCAGCACAACCACCUCGGCAGCCUGGCCCCUGACAUCUUUGCCGGUCUCCCCAACCUCACCGUCCUCAGCCUGGAGGGCAACCGCCUGGCUACCCUGCCUGCCUCCCUCUUCACCGGCACCCCUCACCUCCUCCACCUCUCCCUGGCUCGCAACCAGCUGGAGACGCUGCCCCAGGGGCUCUUUGCCAACCUGUCGGCGCUGCAGACCCUGAUGCUCUCGCACAACGCCAUGAUCCAUCUCCCCGCCGGGGUUUUCCAGGGCCUGGCAGGGCUGACAGCGCUGCAGCUGAGCCACAACAACCUCUCCAGCCUGCCGGCUGGGCUGCUGGCCGGGCUGCCCCUCCUCACCGCCCUGGCGCUGGACCACAACCGCCUGGCCCACUUGCCCCCGGGGCUCUUCGAUGCCAACGAGGAGCUGGCACACGUGGGGCUGGCCGACAACCCCUGGGCCUGCGACUGCCGCCUCGCCUAUCUCCUGGGCUGGCUCCAGGGCUUCGCCGAGCCCCUCACCCACGCGCAAGCCUCCUGCGCCAGCCCGGCCACUCUCCAGGGACGGUUCCUGCUGGAGGUCUCCCAGGGGCAGCUGGAGUGCCCGGGAGCACCUGGCAUCCCCCAGGAGGAGGGCUGGGACAAGGAGCAGGGGGAGGAUGCUCUGGGGCAGUGCACCUACAGCAACCCUGAGGGCACCGUAAGCAUGGCCUGUGAUGCCACGAGCUGCCAGCAGCUCAGCCUUCGCCUCCCUCCUCCUCCUCCUCCCGGGCAGGUGGCGAGGACGGGGCUGGUGUACCAGGGUGCCUGGGUGCUGCGCUCCCGCUGUGGCACACUGCAGGUCAGCGUCCUUGUCAGGGCGCAGAGCGGGGACGAGGCCAUGUCACCAGGUCUCCCCGCUGAGCCCUAUCAGCCCCACGGAGGCUCCGUGGAGACGGGGCGCAAAGUCCCAGCGGCGCUGCCCACCCAGGAGACGGCAGCGGGCUGCCAUCCCGGCCGUGCUCUGGACUGCCGGCCCCAUGCUCCGGGGAGGCAGGUGGGCGAUGCUGCACCCCGGGACGCGGUCCUGCACAGCCACCCCGCCGCCCCUUCUGCACAGGGCACUGCCACCGUGCCGCAGCCGUCUCCCAGCCUCCGGAGCGGCCUGGCAGCGAGCGGGGACCUGGACGCAUAUGGCAUUGAUGUUGGAAAGGGGACAAUGUACCAGCAUUUCCUCUUCCUUUUCUUCCUCUCCUUCCAUCUCCAUAAAUGCCAAGAUCAAAUCCUGGGUGAAGAUCCAUAUGAAAUGCCCAAAGACUACCAGGAGGUCUACAGAGGGACAAAAAAUGACAUCAAAGAGAUCCCAAAGAUUGCAAAGCCCUUCAUUUCUGAGAUGAUCUUUGUGCAAACCAGCAUCACUGCUAUAAGGAAAGGUGCCUUCGGGUACAUGCCCAACCUGAUCAAGAUUUUGUUUAUUGGCAACAAGAUCAAGACAGUUGAACCUGGAGCCUUUGAUAAUUUGGUCAAGCUGAGGGACUUGGAGAUCUCUGGUGCCUUGUUGGAAGAACUAGCUGUGGGCACUUUCCAAAACCUCCCAAGCUUGCAGAGGCUGGAGCUGAGAGACAGCCACCUCAGAUACAUCCCCAAAGGCCUGUUUGAUGGGCUGGAAAAUUUGGGAGAGCUCUCCCUGCACAUCAAUGCAAUCUCUUCUCUUCCAGAAGGCAUUUUUGAUUCUCUCGUCAAUCUAACAUUUUUGGACCUUGCUAGAAACAGGAUCACAACUCUUCCUGGGGAUGCCUUUAGCAAACUCCCUCGGCUGCAAGUCCUCCGGCUCUAUGAGAAUGAAUUGCAAGACCUCCCAGAGGGGCUGCUAGACAGUCAGUCGGGACUGCUGGAGCUCAGCCUCCAGAGGAACAGGCUCAGGGCACUGCCAUCCAUGUUUCUGAGGAGGCUGCCUCACCUGGAGAAGCUCCUCUUGGACAACAACUUCAUCGAGGUUCUCCCACCUCAGGGCUUUUUUGGUUUAAACAAAUUGAAGCUGCUGACUCUGAGUUCAAACCACAUUACGGAGCUCCCCUGCUGCCUUUUUGACAUCAUGCCACACCUGCGGGAGCUGGACCUGGGCAGGAACAGUUUGGCCACACUUCCAGACAGCAUCUUUGUCAACCUCACGUCUCUUGGCAAACUCAUCUUGUCCCACAACCAGCUAGCAGCCCUGCCAAGAGGAGCCUUCACUGGGCUCAGCAAGCUGUUGAACCUCCAGCUGGACACAAAUCACCUCUCUGCUCUGGAUGAUGAGGUCUUUGCUUCUCUCCCAAAUCUGAAAACCCUCAACCUUCGGAAGAAUCAGCUGGAGAGCGUGCCCCGAGGGCUUCUGGACCCCCUGAAGAAGCUCAUCUCAGUGUAUCCGAGUGGAAACCCAUGGAGAUGUGACUGCAACCUCUGCUACCUGCACAGCUGGAUCCUAGGCAACAGUGAGAAGGUCAAAUUGUCCACCCAAGUAUCAUGCAAGAGUCCACCCCACCUGGCAGGGCGAGCAGUGACAUCACUGAGGGAUGACCACUUAACUUGCCAAGCUACUCUGCCUCUUUCAGCUUCUUUUACCCCAUCUCUGCCAUUCACCUCCACAUCAUCACAGGGGAUAUCAAUGUUGCUGUCACCUCGAGCCUUGCCCACUGCAGCGCCAACCACGUUGUCAUUGGCAGCCUUUCCCAUCAUGGCACUGCCAACCAUGCUGUCACCUGUGGCCACCUCUGCCAUGAUGCCAACCAUGCCAAUGGAGGCCUUCAUUGCCACCCCAUCACCAACUGUGCUGCCCAAGACCUCCAUCACCACCUCAUCAUCAACCAAUGUGCCCAAGACCUCCACCACCACACCAUCAUCAACCAUGCUGCCCAAGACGUCCAUCACCAUGACAACAUCAACCAUGCUGCCAAAGGCCUCCAUCACCACUCCAUCAUCAUCUGUGCUGCCUGAGACCUCCAUCACCACCCCAUCACCAACUGUGCUGUCUGAGGCCUCCAUCACCACCCUAUCACCAAUUGUGCCACCUGAGGGCUCCAUCACCACCCCAUCACCAACUGUGCUGUCUGAGACCUCCAUCACCACUCCAUCACCAGUUGUGCCACCUGAGGCCUCCAUCACCACGCCAUCACCAGCUGUGCUGCCAGAGACCUCCAUCACCACCCCAUCACCAGCUGUGCUGCCAGAGACCUCCGUCACCACCCCAUCACCAACUGUGCUGCCAGAGACCUCCAUCAAUACACCAUUACCAACUGUGCUGCCCAAGGCUUCCAUCACCACCCCAUCACCCGCUGUGCCACAGGAGGCCUUCAGCCUGUGUGUAACUCCAGCCACCGUAAGCCUACAGCCUCCUGGGGCCCCCAGCCCAGAGCCUGCGCUGUCCACUCUAGCUUCUGCCACCACGUCAGUGCCAACCGUCCCGCUGGCAGCCACCACCAGACAAGUGUCUCCUGCUCUUCUGGUGCCCAUGGAGAGGCCAGCCACCAUCCAGUGGGGGACAUCCAGCAUCUCCCUCGCCUCGGCCCCCCCUGAGGCGCUCUGGCCACCCCCCAGGGCUGCUGUGCCGGGCAUGGUCCUUCUGGCCUCACACUCCCCGUCCCGCCGUGCUCCUGCGCCAGGCGGGGAGCAGGCCCGUGCCACCGCGUGGGGCUUGUCCACGGUUGGCACCCAGCCCGCUCCCACUGCCCCCCAACGCGCUCUCACCCCCGCAGGCACCGUCCUGCUCCCGACACCUCCUGUCCCCCCGCCGCCAGACCAUACGAGCCCCUGGCCGGCCUCCCCGGCCCUGGCCCCCAGCGGCCAUCACACCCGGGGCUUCGCCCUGCGGUCCAGCCCACGGCACUGCCGGGUCUCCCUGGCCCUGGCCCUGGCCGCGCUGGCGCUGCAGGCAGGCUGCACGCUGCUAUGGGGGACACUCGUCCUUCUCCUGCACCAAGCCACCCGCCGCCAGGGCCACCCCAUGCCACCGGUGAGGCUGCUGCGUCUCCAUGCCCUGGCUGCCCCGGGGCCCGCAGAGCAGGCCCGGGCACCGCUUUGAGCUUCGCUGCCCCUGCGUGAGCUGGGCAGUGCCCGUCGCCCUCCUUUGGGGGGUCUGGAGCCACGGGGUGCGUGUGUCGUGGGGUGCGGACCGUCCCCCGGGGGUGGGUGUCCCAGCAGCCAGGCAGUUUCGGGGUGCCUCCCAGCUGGCCUCUGGAGACGCUGGGAGCCUGCGGAGCCUGUGCGCGGUGCCGCUGCCUGACGGGCCCUUCUGCCGAGCGACACUAGGUGGCAUCCCGACACAGGCGGUGGCUGCCGCUGCCUGCCCAGGGCCACCGGCAGCAGAGAGGGCGAGCAGUGGCCCCGAAGGCACCGCACCGAAAUGCCGGAGACCCCGCACCCGGCCAGCUGGGGACCUCGCUGGACCCCGGGCACGGCCCGCUCUUGCCUGCAGGGUCUGGUCGGGGCUUCUGCCUGCAUCUCCUCCCCAUCCCUGGCAGGUACCUGCAGGGUGCAAGCAGCCCUUGGGGAAGGAGAUCCCAAGGCCUCCUGCCCCGCGCCCCAGCUUCUUCCCCGCGUCGCAUUACGGGAUGUGUCGGUGCCCGUACAUCCGUCGUAACACUCUGACCUCUUCCUCUCUCUUUCUCCCUUCCCUCCUCACUGAUAUUAAAGCCUCCGCUGCAUCUCUGCCAUGCACUGAAGGGCUGGAGAGAGGAGUGUUUUCAUCCCAGGGCUUUUCUCACCGUGACCUGCUGCGGGGGUUCCUGUUGCUUGCGGGAGCGUGGGGGUCCCCAGUCAGUGCUGGCCAUCAGGGACCGGUGUAGGACCAGGGUUGCACACCUUCCUGCAGGCAGCAGCAUAGUGAGACAACAGACAUGCUUUUCUCCCCCCUCUUAAAUCUCAUGUCCCCAAAACCUCUUUGCGAUGCUGCCUGUCCUGGCCUCUCUCGAAGAGUAAUGUUUGAGCAUGGCCAGCCACGUGGUUUUCAUACCAUAACUUCGCCUGGUGCUGAGCCCUGACUGCAGGCUGGGCACCCGCUCUUUGGAAGCUCGGGAGGACGGGGCUAACUCUCCUCAUAACGGAAGGGCUGAUGUGUGCCUUCACCUCUGCAGUCCUGGGCUGCCGCCAGGGCCAGGCAAGUGCCAAACCUAAACGAAAGUGGCUGUUUCUGUGGGUUUUCUGCCGUCACAGAAAGUGCUGAAACUUUAACUGGAAAGCUUUAGCCCAGGAGAUUUUUGAGCCGAUGAACACAGGGGUUGUUCCUUGGUUCGGGUCUCUGGGUACCUUAUUUUGCUCUAGGCUCAGCGUUGACUUCGCCCUGUGCCAGGCAAGCUGCUCCCAAAUUUAAUCACCCCAGUUACUACAGGGUUGCAGGUAUCUGUCUUCAACUCCUCACCUUUGCCGCCGGCACCUUCUCCGUCCUGCCCUGCCAUUGGGUGCCCUUCCACAGGGGCUGCCUGGCUUUGGGGGGGGUCUCAGGAGGGUGAACCCCUGAAAAUCAAUAGUCUGGGCAUGUGCUGGGCAAAGAGCCAUGGGGAAGCAGCUCAGAAACCUCCUGGCUGGGGAGCCCCAGCUCCCCUGCCUGGUGCAAGACCAAGGGAGGGGGAAAGGGGCUUCGCGUUAAGGGUAUGUGCCUGUGGCUGUGCAUUAGGGACCUGGAUAUAUGUCUUUGCUAAGAGCCUGUGCAGUGUUACAGGCCCUUCGGCUGCUCCUUGAAGUCCUGCUGACGGCUGUGAAAUACGGGAGGGGAGUGCGGGGCAGCACAUCUGGGCGGGAUGGAGCGAGCGGCUCCAGGGCUGGGGCUGGCACGGCAGGUAAUGAGACGCAGAUGAGGGGGAGGGAGUGUUUUUCCUGGCAGUCCAGAUGGGCUCGACUUAAUACUUGAUUUAGAGGGUUUGAAAGCGGGGCCUGGCUGCUGGGGAACAGACCCCAAGCACUUCCUGGGGCGGCAAGGGGGGGGUCUCCGCUGGCUUUUCAGAUAUUUAAUGGCCCAGCGCAGCCUAAACAGGGAAGUACUUCGGGGUGAGAUUAGCACAACAUAAUCACAUCUUAAAAGGUCUUCAGAGACACCAGGCACGUCCGCUCUCAUAUUAAUUACUUGUUAUUAAUAAAGCUGGGGUCAGGCUAGAGGUGUUCACUCUGGAGUGCGCUGAUUCCCUCUUUGCAGAGCGGUGGUGUAUCUGAAAGCAGCACAAAGCCCCGCCAGCCUCCACCUGUGCCCGUCCCGCUCCAGAAACCAAAUGGCCAACAUUCCUAUAGCUGCCUUUAAAACUAAUUUGCCCCAUAAUACCCCAAAAGGGCCAUGUCUUUCUAAGUGCCCAGAACACCUCAGAGUGCUGUAAAAUAAUAAUAGCCAGGGUGUUCCCAGCACGGGAAUUUCCUGCUAUGAUUGAUUUCUAAUUUGCAAUGAAAAUACAGCUGCCUGUGUUCCCGGGUUCGCAGGCAGGAGUCGGCUCCCUCCAUCGCUGUGGGGCCGAUCCCUGGAGGGUUGCGGCUGGGCUGGGCUGGGAGGAAUUGGCAGCCAUCCCAUUUGCCCCUGGUCGCCCUGGUGUCCCCUGGGAGGGAAGGGACUGAGAGGCGGGUGGGAUGCAGGGUGUUCUGGGGGUGAUGGGCCUGGGCAGCCUGUGGGGGAACACACUUGGGUUUCCUGAGCAAGAGCAGCCAGAGAGCACGCGGGGAUGGGGCAGAGCAUAGGGGAUCUGCACCGCGGGGACCAGAGUACAGGUUUGCUGCUUCAGAGCCGCACCUCUCCGCGAUGCCAAGGAGAGGCCUUCCUCCCAGCGGGGAGGUACGUGGCCGGGGCAGGUGCGCAGGGAGGACACAGCCCCCAGCACGCCCUCCCCGCU